Salarias fasciatus (jewelled blenny) is the source of this 2185-nucleotide messenger RNA. It is a transcript of the gene cnn2, whose product is annotated as calponin 2. The coding region runs from base 189 to 1148 and encodes 319 amino acids. Gene Ontology annotation, biological process: actomyosin structure organization; actin filament organization. The record is from RefSeq and is a predicted model, not a curated record. Gene Ontology annotation, molecular function: actin filament binding. The transcript has 7 exons. Gene Ontology annotation, cellular component: actin cytoskeleton; focal adhesion. NCBI's taxonomy places the organism in Eukaryota, Metazoa, Chordata, Actinopteri, Blenniiformes, Blenniidae.
ACCACCGGAGCGAACUCUUUGACACGGCGCUGCUAUUGGCGGCUGUAAAAAAGAAAGGAAGUAUUUAGUGGAGUGUGAGGCCUCAUUGGAAGAGAAAGUCCGAGACGAUUUAGCGCAGUUUUCAUCCUCGAGAAGGUGUUUCUUGAACUUCUUAAACUCCACACAGGAACGUCGCAUCAAACUGGAUCAUGUCUACGAGCCAAUUUAACAAAGGGCCCUUGUACGGACUUACGGCGGAGGUCAAAAACAAGAUCGCACAGAAGUACGAUGUCCAGAAGGAGGAGGAGCUGCGGCUGUGGAUCGAGGAGAUCACCGGCUUGUCCAUCGGCCCCGACUUCCAGAAAGGCCUGAAGAGCGGAGUCAUUCUGUGCGAGCUUAUCAACAAACUUCAGCCUGGCUCGGUGAAAAAGAUCAACCAGUCGUCUCUGAACUGGCACCAGCUGGAGAACCUGACCCACUUCAUCUCGGCCAUCACGGCGUACGGCCUGAAGCCGCACGACAUCUUCGAAGCCAACGACCUGUUCGAGAACGGCAACAUGACGCAGGUCCAGACGACGCUGCUCGCCCUCGCCAGCAUGGCCAAGACCAAAGGCUGCCAGUCGAGGGUCGACAUCGGGGUGAAGUACGCCGAAAAACAGGAGCGCAUGUUCGACGAAGAGAAGCUGAAAGGUGGACAGUGCGUCAUCGGCCUGCAGAUGGGAACCAACAAGUGUGCCAGUCAGAGCGGGAUGAGCGCGUACGGCACCAGGAGGCUCUUAUACGACCCCAAAGCGCCGGUCCAGGUCCCCAUGGACAACUCCACCAUCGGGCUGCAGAUGGGCACCAACAAGGGAGCCAGUCAGGCCGGGAUGAUGGCACCGGGAACGAGGCGCUUCAUCUACAACGCCAGGCUGGGCACCGAAAAGUGCGACAACAGCAGCAUGUCGCUGCAGAUGGGCUACAGGGACGGGGCCAACCAGGCGGGGCAGAACUUCGGCCUGCCGCGGCAGAUCUACGACCCCAAGUACUGUCCCAAGGCCGGGGAGAGCGCCGGCGACCAGAACGGGGCCGGCGGCGCCCGCGACUACAUCCCCGACUACCAGGACGAGGGUUACCAAGGCUACCAGGAGGAGGAGCAGGCGUACCCGGAGGACGGGACGGAUUACUGAGAAGAAAACCUCAAGGUGGCUUAUGUCAUGUAUCGACAGGAUAGUGCGCCUUUUAUUUUAGGUCAUGUCCUUUUUUGAGUAUUGUAUGAAACUAUUUUCUUACCCCUUUUUUUUUGUAAAACCAUCUCUAAACAUAUCAUGAAUUGUAUUUCUGUUGUUUUAUAAUAUUCAGAGUGACCACGGAGGCCGUCAGCUGUGUAUCCCAGGGAUUGUUUUGUUUGUUUUAAAGUGCCAAAGCCCCACAUCUCUCUGCCAGUGUUUUUCUGCUGAAUCAUUCGUUACAUGAAGGGAGAUCCCUUUUAUUUUUGGUUUCGUUUUAAUUGUUUUUUUUUUUUAAAGGGCAACACAGACUAAAACCUUAGGGAGAUUUUCUUUUUUUUAAAACCUGUCACUUUGAGGAAAAGGCCCACACUUUGUUCCUGUAUCGUCUGUGUAAAAAAACGACUCCUGUGAAUGAGAAUGUAUGUGUCUUUGUCUCUGUUGGUUCUCCGGUAGCUUCUUCAUCUCUUCAGUAUUGGUCAAACAUGAACCAAUGAUUUCAGGUGUUAAGACAGUAAAAGGAACAAACCAGUGUCAGUUCAAGUUUUCUCUCUCUCUCUUGUUUUAUUAUUAUUAUUAUUAUUUCCUAAUCCUUUUUUUGUAAAUGGAGGAGAUGUAGUUUUUAUAACCAUUCCAGCAGGAGAGAGGCUUGUUUUCUUUGGACUAAACUCAGCUGGGGGGAGAAGUGGAUUAAACAUUAAUAAAGUUGGAACAUUCCAAGCCAGCGUGCUGAGCCGUGAUGAGCUCGCUCACCCUUCAUCGCUGGCUGCCACACGCACCAAUCCUGUUUUAGUAUUUGAUUAUUUUAUUUAUGGGUUUUUGUGAUUUGAUAGCAGGCUGUUUUUUUUGUUUUUUUUUUUUACCUUUGCCUGAAUAAUAUUCGGUAUUGGAGUAUAUGUUUUUUUUUCCCUCUGGAAUAAUCUUUAUAUCAAUGUGAAACAAAGUUUGAAUUGAGUUGUAUUUUGUGAGUACCAUGUAAUAAAAUGGUGUAUUCGUUA